This is a messenger RNA of Symsagittifera roscoffensis, 890 nucleotides long. RefSeq lists its product as uncharacterized. Gene Ontology annotation, molecular function: N-acetyltransferase activity. Lineage: Eukaryota; Metazoa; Xenacoelomorpha; Acoela; Convolutidae. Bases 211 to 849 code for a protein of 212 amino acids. The transcript has 3 exons. The record is from RefSeq and is a predicted model, not a curated record.
UGGUGGUCUAUGGUUUAUGAAUUUGUUCAAUAAUAAAUUCUGAGUCAUAGACAAAAGCCCUUGAACAAACUGAUUUGGAGCCUUAUCUGAGUUAACAGAACAAUCUAAACUACAUAUUUGUACUGAGUUAUCAAACCUCUUUGGUUUUUAAAUUGAAAUUACAGGUUGUUAGAGCCUAGUCUUCACCCAAUACGAAAAAGGCUCUUUAUCAUGAUGGAAUCAAGCAAUGAAGAUGGCGCAACUUUUACUAUCCAACUGGCGUGCAAUGAAGACUUAAACCAGAUGACAGAUUUGAUCCUCUACACCUUCAUGAAGCAGGAACCAAUGACCCACUCAAUUCUUCGGGGAAAAAAUUUGGAAACCACCUACGGUGAUGCUGUUCGGAAAACAGUCGAAACAUCGAUCAAGGAGCGAGCAUCCACAGUAGCGAAAUUGCCAGAAGUUGCAGGCUUGACCAUCACAAUUAGUGUCUCGCUUAGUCAAUAUUUAGAGUUCCGGACACUUAUUCCAGAGUUUGCGGGCGCCUUUAAAGCUCUUUACGAGGCGAGAUGCGAAGAUUUGCCUGAAAAAUUUCUACGCCUGAGAUUAGUCACUGUUUCAGAAAAGUUUCAGAGACGAGGAACUAGUGGAAAGCUCGUGGAUGACGUAAUAAAUAGAGCCAAGCAGAAUGGCGAUUUGGCCAUUGUUGCUGAGGCGACUGGUAUUUAUAGUCAACGUAUUUUUGCCAAUAGAGGAUUCCGAUGCAUCAGUGAGUUGAAAUACUCGGAGUACAAGGACGAAAAGGGAGACGUCGUGUUCAAAGGCACUGCGCCUCAUAGCAGCUUAAAAUUAGUUGUACUGAACGUAUGAACUGCAUUUUUACUCGAUAAAAAAAUUUCUUUUCCAGUGUA